AUGGGUGGCUACUCGAAAGCACUUGAAUUUUACGAAAAAUCACAUAAAAUCUUAGAAAAAGCUCUGCCUCCGAAUCAUCCCGAUUUGGCUACUUCCUACAACAACAUCAGUCUCGUGUGUAACAACAUGGGUGACUACUCGAAAGCACUUGAAUUUUACGAAAAAUCACUUAAAAUAAGAGAAAAAGCUCUGCCUUCGAAUCAUCCCGAUUUGUCUCAAUCCUACAACAACAUCGGUGGAGUAUAUGACGGCAUGGGUAAUUACUCGAAAGCACUUGAAUUUUACGAAAAAGCACAUAAAAUCUACGAAAAAGCUCUGCCUUCGAAUCAUCCCCAUUUGGCUACUUCCUACAACAAUAUUGGUUUGGCGUAUUCCGACAAAGGAGACUACUCGAAAGCACUCUCAUUCUUAGAAAAGGCACUUUCUAUCUGGCAAAAAUCACUUCCACCUAGCCAUCCUCAUAUUCAAUCGGUGAGAAACGCGAUUGACAAUGUAAGAAAGAAAAUCUAA
Rotaria sordida is the source of this 510-nucleotide messenger RNA. The record is from the annotation of a GenBank genome assembly. Lineage: Eukaryota; Metazoa; Rotifera; Eurotatoria; Philodinida; Philodinidae.